AUGACGAGCAAGUGCUGGGCAGGGUGUUUGCCCGCCCUGGCCUUGCUGCUGGCCCUGCUCGCCGGCGUGGUCCGGCCGGCGGUCGCCAUGAUCGGCGAAGGGCGCGACGUCGUGGACUCGAUGUCGAUCGAGUUCCUCCUGGCGUACGGGUUCGAGCCGGGAGGCACGGGCUACGUAGAGGUUUCGGGUGCGCCACAGGCCAGGGGGGGAAGCGAGAGCCUCAAGCGCGUCCACAACCUGUACAUGCUCCUCUGCAGCCGCGGCGGAGCGCUCAGCGUCAUCUACGAGAGCCGAGUGACCGUCGCGGAGAUGUGCCGGUCGAUGAAGAUGACGGGAAAUGACCGCCGUCUCGAGGGCUGCUCGUGGUUGGGGCCGCUCGACGGCAAUCCUGGCCUGCGACGCCAGCGCAUUGCGUUCCCGCGGUCGCCGCACAGCAGGGUGCUCUACCUCCUCGCGUGGAACUGCGGCCACGACGCAGUCGACCUCUCUUACAACUACUUCCUCCGCCAGCCCGAUGGCACGUACCUCUCGACGACGCUCAAGCCCCUGCCUCUGGUGUCGAUCGUCCUGGCGAGCGUGUGCUCUCUCGCGACGCUCGCGUCGUUCGCGCACGUCUUCGCGAUGCGCUCCAUCGCGACGCCCCUGCAUUGGUCCCUCCUGGGCGUCACCUCGAUCCUUGUCGGCGCCAACGCCGUGCGGUACCAGUACUGGGAGGACGCGGACCAGACCGGGCGGUACGACAGCGGGUUCGGGACCGGCGCGCUCACGCUCGAGGUGCUCGGCGGCACCGCCUUUCUGGUGUGGAUGCUGGUGGCGUCGCGCGGGCUGUGGAUCACGCGGCUGCGGAUCCCGUACAGCGAGGUGAGCACGAUCAUGCUCGGCGGGCUCGCGGGCCUCGCCGGCUGGUACGGCUCGCGCGUGGGCGGCGGGGGCGACAUCCUGACGUACGUGGGCUACGUGCUCCUCCUGCUGUCGAUGGGCGUGUCGAUCGCGGGCAACGCGCGCAACAUCCGGUACUGCCGCGUGUGCGAGCGCGUCGUCGUCGCCGCGGACUCCGCGGCGUCCGGGCCGCCCACGGAGCGGCAGCUCCGCGCGCUGCCCGCGCGACGCAAGGCGGCGCUCUUCCGCCGGCUGCACGCGGUGACGGCGCUGUUCGUGGCGUCGCGCUUCGUGAUCCAGAUCGUCAAGCUGUUCGCGCCGGAGGUGACGUGGAGCUCGCACGCGAUCGACGAUGGCUCCCUCGCGGCCUGCGCCGUGCUGUGCAUGGCCGCCAUCGUUCUGCGGCGGCCCCCGAUCUUCCCGAACGCCGCGAUCAGCGCGACGCUGCUGUCCGGAAUACCGCACUCGUGGACGUUCGGCGAGGUGCUCGACAUGCCGCGGCAGGCGUUCGACGUCGAGGGGACGCGCGACGACCAGCAUCUGCACGACACGGGGCUGGGCGCGCGGAGGGCGUUCGGGCCGUUCGGGGCGGGGGACGGCGGGGGCGCGGCGGCGGAGCACGUGGUGCAGAUCGAUCCGGAGGCGCGGAUGGUGCGGAGCUACGUCGUGGUGGAGCAGCCAGGCAGCGGCGGGAAGGCGGGGGGGUGUGGGAGGGGUGCGGGCGGCGAGGAGAUGCUGCUCGGGGCGGAGAUGGACUGGGAGAUGGAGCAGGAGGCGAAGCGGGAGCGUCAGAAGGCGCGCGAUCGCGCGGGCGCGCGGGGCGCGGAGGGCGCCGAGGCAGGGGGGCAAACGGUGUCGGUGUCGGCGUCGGCGUCGGUGGGCGGGCGGCGCGCGCUGCGGGAGCGGAUAAACAGCCUCUUGCCGCUGCUGUGGGGCACGGCGCGGGUGGACUCGGACGCGCCGCAGGGGGGGGGUGUUGUGGAGAUGGGCGGGUUCGAGGCGCGUGCGCCGCCGCGGGCGGGCGCGACGAACGCCGGGUCGCAACGGUCGUCGCGUGGCGACACGAGGUCGUCGCUGGACGUGCGGCCGCCGAUCGUGUAG
Molecule: messenger RNA, 1980 nt
Organism: Pedinophyceae sp. YPF-701
Lineage: Eukaryota; Viridiplantae; Chlorophyta; Pedinophyceae
Source: the annotation of a GenBank genome assembly